Sphaeramia orbicularis (orbiculate cardinalfish) is the source of this 3676-nucleotide messenger RNA. It is a transcript of the gene dyrk4, whose product is annotated as dual-specificity tyrosine-(Y)-phosphorylation regulated kinase 4. Gene Ontology annotation, biological process: peptidyl-serine phosphorylation; peptidyl-threonine phosphorylation. Bases 82 to 2031 code for a protein of 649 amino acids. The transcript has 15 exons. The record is from RefSeq and is a predicted model, not a curated record. Lineage: Eukaryota; Metazoa; Chordata; Actinopteri; Kurtiformes; Apogonidae. Gene Ontology annotation, molecular function: protein serine/threonine kinase activity; protein serine/threonine/tyrosine kinase activity; ATP binding. Gene Ontology annotation, cellular component: nucleus; cytoplasm; cytoskeleton.
UCUCUGGGUUGAGGACUACUAACUAUCUGGCAUGUCACGCGUGACCGCUUCAUCACUCCGGCUUUGUUGAUUUAUUUCACCAUGAGCGCGUCAAACAAACCGUCGGACAAAAGAAAUAGCACCAAGAAUAAGCUGGACAGGCUUUUAAAGGACAGAAAAUGCACUUUUCCUCUGCUGAUCAAGACGUCACGACCAGAGGCUUUCCCUCAUCCUCACAGACUCGCUACAGAAGGCAACCGCCUCAGUACAAACCGACCUUGCUCGCAGAAGUUUGGCCCUGGUGUAGGAACUUUGCCUCAGCUUGAGCCACCUGUGGUCCAGGUGGUGGUCAGCAAUGCCAAAAAUCAACACCAACAGUCGGAGAACAUCCUGCCCCAGAUUGCCAACAAGGGAGGCCACAACAACUAUCAGACACACCCGGAUGAAAGGCCAAAGCCCACCCAGCAGUUCACCAUGCGGUUUGGCGCAACCAUGGAUAAAGUGUCUGUCUCCCGCAACAGCAAGAUUUUCAGCAACAAACUGGAGAAGGAGAAAGCAUACGAGGGACAAAGGCUACCCAUGACUCCCACUGAGGCGCUGAAGAACUUCCAAGAUCGGCUGACGGAGUUUGAGCAGGAGGAAAUCAUGGACUAUUCUGAAAUCUGGUUCCUGGGUCUGGGCUCUCAGAAGAUUGAGGGCUCCCAAAGUUCUCCGCAGAAUUCCGGAUAUGAUGACGAGCAUGGGAGCUACGUCAGGGUGCUACAUGACCACAUUGCCUACAGGUUUGAAGUGCUGGAAGUCAUUGGAAAAGGCUCUUUCGGGCAGGUUUUAAAAUGUCUGGACCACAAGAACAAUGAGCUUGUAGCCAUUAAGAUGAUUCGCAACAAGAAAAGGUUUCAUCAUCAAGCUCUGGUUGAACUGAAGAUCCUGGAUGUGAUCAAGAGAAAAGAUAAAGACAACCUCCACAACGUCAUCCACAUGAAGGAGUACUUUUACUUCAGAAAUCACCUUUGCAUCUCCUUUGAGCUCCUCGGGGUGAACCUGUAUGAACUCAUCAAAAAAAACAACUUCCAGGGCUUCAGUCUCGCUCUGAUCCGUCGCUUCGCCCAUGCUCUCCUCAGAUGCCUGCAGAUGCUGCACAGAGAGAAGAUCAUUCACUGCGAUCUCAAACCGGAGAACAUCCUUUUGUCCCAGAGGGGGCCGGGGAACAUCAAGGUGGUUGAUUUUGGAUCAAGCUGUUAUGAACAACAAAGAGUGUACACCUACAUCCAGAGCCGCUUCUACCGCUCUCCUGAGGUCAUCCUGGGACACCCCUACAGCAUGGCCAUUGACAUGUGGAGUCUGGGCUGCAUCCUAGCUGAACUCUACACAGGAUAUCCUCUCUUCCCAGGAGAGAGCGAAGUGGAACAGAUAGCCUGCAUAAUGGAGGUUCUUGGAAUGCCUCCAAAUGAUUUUGUUCAGUCAGCAUCAAGAAGGAGAUUAUUCUUUGACUCAAAGGGGAACCCCAGGAACAUCACUAACAGCAAAGGAAAGAAGCGGAGACCCAGCUCCAAAGAGCUGUCACUUGCACUGAAAACAAACGAUGCUUUGUUCUUAGACUUCAUCCAACGCUGCCUCACUUGGGAUCCGACAAAGCGGAUGACUCCAGAUGAAGGUUUACAACACGACUGGAUCCUCGAAGGAAAUUUCAACAGAGUCCGUCCAAAAACCAAGCCAACGGUGAAGAAGGUCUCAGACAGUUCAACCAACACAGAAAACAGCAACGAGCACCAUCACCGUAAACAAGUUCACAAUAAGCCUGCAGAAAAGGUCACCUCAGAAAGCCAUGCUAAUGACAAGCUGAAGAGAGACACUUCAUCAUCAGGAGCAAAGAUGGAGCCCGCUGAGCGUUUGCGGCCCAUCGGAGCCUCAGCGGAAGAGGAAGUGUGUGAGAAUCAGCAAGAAGAAGGUGGAGAGAGGCCUGUUCACAUCAUCAUCAAGCCUCAAGAAGAAGUGGGCACAGAGAGAAAAGAUAGUGAGGAACCGUCUCAGUGUUUACCCCCUAUCAUGUAACAGUCUACAUCCUGCUGCAUUCAUGGAGACAAUCAGACAUCCCACCUCCCACCUAAGAUCAUCCAGAUGCUGAAGUGGAUUUAAAAUGAUGCCUGAGAGAAAGGUGCAGUUUUGGGCUUUAUUAACACCAAACAUCACAUUCGCCAAUGUGUUAAAAUGACGCCAGGACUUAAGGGCACAAACAGUAAGCACAAAUAUCAACAAACACACUGUAUUAGGUGUUUUUAAAGACAGUUGGGCACAGAAAAACAGUCGCGUUUUACUUUAUUUAUUAGCUUCUAUCAAAUAUUUUAUGUUGAAGACUUACCCGCAUAAAAUCACAAGAAAUAAAAGCCAGAGAAAUGUCUUCAAUGGAGGUUUUUUUUUACUACCAGGAGGAAACUAACUACUUCCUACAUGGUGAACUUUUUUUAGUUAUUAAAUACUGAGGAAGAUUUAUAGGGAGGAGGUGGGAAAUAUCAGUCAUCAGCAAAGAAAUAGACCCUCUAGUGACUGCUUUAGCUAUUACCUUCUGUGGUACUUUAUGAUAUAUGACAUUGAAUCAAGCUGUUCUUGUUUUACAGUCUAGAUGCAGUUGUAGUCCACAUUCAAACACACUGCAGUUGAAAUAUCAGGCUGUCUAAUGGUUGGAAAUCUAAAAUAUAGUGCAUCAUUUACUUUUUGCUCUCUGCUGUAUUAUUUGUUGAACCCAGUCUUUGCUGUGCAUUGAAAUCUUUUAUAAAUUUUCAAACUUUCACCAUCAUGUUAAACUAAGUAGCUGAGCUUAGAAAGUGCAUGGAUAGAAAUGUUUUUGGUUUUUACUUUUUUUUUUUGUCAUUUUAGCCUCAUCAUAAAUUCACAAUGUUUAACUAUUGUGUGCAAUAAAGGCUGAGCCAAAUUUUUUUUUUUUUAAUGUCAAACACAUAAAUGUUGUGUACCUUUAAUGUAGAAUGCAGUUGAUUGUAGAUUAUUUCCCAUAUUAUGGAGUAUAUUUGAUCAUAUGUUUCAUAUUUGUUUAAAAUUUUCUGUUCAACUCUAAUUAAAUAUGUAUUUGUAACAGAAUCCAUUGUAUAUAUAUAUCAGCUGUAAUUUCCUAUGUAUGUGUAACACAGAAGAUAUUUUACAAAAUAUUACAGACAGUUGUUGAGGAGUUUAGACAAGGUUUUACUUGUUGUGUUGUUACUGUACGAAAACAUUUUGUAAGCCUGUGUUAUCCAGAAUAUUUUUUAUAUUAGAAAAAGAGGACAAUCCUAAUAUCGAUAGUCUGUGCCUUGCAGUAUUAGAAAUCUUGCACUUUAUUAUUGUGUGUGAACCCUGGUGUAGAAACCUUUGGAUUUGAUUUUCUUGUCAAACGAAAAUGAGUUGUGCAAUAUCAUAUUAGACUGCACUGCCAGGUUCUCUUUCAUUUAGACAAAAUUCUGUUUCAUCUAAUGUUACAGAGCUUUAAGACACAAUUCAUCUUUUUACAACUGAAGUAUGUUUUUAGUCGCCAACGCAGACCCAACUUUGUUAAAUAUAGACUUGUGCCCUCACCACCUAUUAGCUAAGUAACCAGACAUCCUGAGAGGAUUGAUUGUAGCUAAAAAAAAAAAAAAAAAAAAAGGAAUUUUAUUAUGUCUUUUAUGAAAUAAAAAUUUGUUUCAACAAAAAAGUGUUUUUGAGUUGA